GAUUAUUAGAUAAACUUGUCGCUCAGUCCAAUUUUGAGAACAAAACUUCAGUUUCCAUUAUCGUUUCCUUGCCAAGACGUGCAUCUUUCCUUAAUAUUUAUCGAUGGGUGACAAGGAAGUAACUUCCGAAGAGACGGACCUAGCUACUCCAUUACCGAUGGUAGAAAAGGGGGUUGUUCCAGUGACGAUGGUGGACGUGGCGGCCUCUACAUUACCGAUGCUAGACCAAACGGUUACUCCAGUGCCGAGGGUAGAACAGGUCGUUACUCCUGUAACGCUGGUAGACCCGGUAACCAUCCUUAACCCGGUAACAACAUUGGAUCAGAUGUCCAAGUUCAAAGAAGGCGUCAUGGUGAAGGUCGAAGCGCAUGACGUGUUGCAGGUUAGGACGGGGGACGUGCUACAGGUUGUGGCUGAGCAGACCGACCUCGCAUGGGUGUACUGCAGGAACAUUUCGGGUGAACAAGGCUAUGUUCACUGUAACCUGCUACGUGAUAUCGACUACAACAGUGAUGACGACUGGGAGAGCUUUUCCGAUGCUUCUGAUUCUUUUGAUGAGAGCGACGAGGUGAAUUCGGCUGAGGAGGGGGAGUGCGAGCUUCGCCGCGGCCUGCCGACUGAAAUAUUCACAAAAAACGAUGGAAAAAUGGCUAAAAUAUUGCAAGCACUAAGAAGGAAAACUAUGAGCAGCGAUAGCAAAAGAAACUCCCUCAUAAGAUCCCUUCCAGAUAUCAGAAAAUAUAAUAUAUCACCUACAAUUAACCAUAAGAGUAAUAACACUGAUAGCGAUGAUAAGAGAAUUAUCAGUGAUAACGAUCAUUAUGAUAAGAAAUCGAGCGAAGUACUGCCACGCACUCAAAAUACCAAGAUAACGAAAGCUAGUAGUCUUCACGAACUGUCCGUGCGCUCACGGAAUUCAUGCACGAAUUUCUUCAAGGGUCUCACGAAACACGCACACGAAGUUCUGUCCACGAAGGAAAGCCAAGCCAUCACUUCGGUGGAACUGAAAUCCUCCGUCGAUCAAGAACACAUCCCCAAGCCUCACCCCCCUGAAAGUUGCAACCCCCACCCUCACCCAGCGGGGGAUUACAACCCCCACCCUCACCCAGCGGGUGCUCACAACCCCCAGUCUCACCCCACUGAAGGUUCCAACCUUCAACCUCAUCGCACAGUUGCUGUGGCCGCUAAGCCACCGCAAAAUGAGUUUCAUCCUCUCAUUCUUCCCCCGAUUCUCAGAAACUUGCGCAGCCCUCCUCGUGUCCCGGGUCCUAAUAAUGACCCACUUCCUACCCCGGGUCCUAAUAAUGACCCACUUCCUACCACGGGUCAAAAUAAUGACCCACUUCCUACCUCUGGUCCUACUACUGACCCACUUCCUACCCCUGGUCCUACUACCGACCCACUUCCUACCCCUGGUCCUACUACUGACCCACUUCCUACCCCUGGUCCCAAUAAUGACGCACCUCCAGGUUGUCAUGAUCUUCUCAACCCUGCAUUCCGACCGAAGAUCUACCCUAAGCCAACCGUUGAAUGCUACCCCUCCAUCCCUCCCCCCCUCCCACCGAGAAAUCCUACCCUCACCCCCGCACUUAGAAAAAUUCCUCCCCCUACCCCACCAAAUCGACCGGGGACCGCUCCCCGACGGUGGAGACCGCUCCCCCCCACGCACACCCUACAACGUGUCUCAACAGGUACGCACCCGAAAAAGCCAGCAAGACCGAACAUCACCCAGCCGGAUGCCCUGACCCAGCAGCCGAAGAAGCCAGCAGAACCAAACAUCACCCAGCCGGAUGCUUUGACCCAGCAGCCGAAGAAACCAGCAAGACCGAACAUCACCCAGCCGGAUGCCCAGACCCAGCAGCCGAAGAAGCCAGCAUUACCGAGCAUCACCCAGCUGGAUGCUUUGACCCAGCAGCCGAAAAAGCCAGCAGAACCAAACAUCACCCAGCUGGAUGCUUUGACCCAGCAGCCGAAAAAGCCAGCAGAACCAAACAUCACCCAGCCGGAUGCUUUGACCCAGCAGCCGAAAAAGCCAGCAGAACCAAACAUCACCCAGCCGGAUGCUUUGACCCAGCAGCCGAAGAAGCCAGAAGGACCGAACAUCAUCCAGCCGGAUGCCCUGACCCAGCUUCAAGACGAGGCGUGA
Hyalella azteca is the source of this 2146-nucleotide messenger RNA. RefSeq names its product proteoglycan 4. The transcript is spliced from 4 exons. Bases 104 to 2146 code for a protein of 680 amino acids. Lineage: Eukaryota; Metazoa; Arthropoda; Malacostraca; Amphipoda; Hyalellidae. The record is from RefSeq and is a predicted model, not a curated record.